Acanthochromis polyacanthus (spiny chromis) is the source of this 5021-nucleotide messenger RNA. RefSeq names its product aspartate beta-hydroxylase domain containing 2 (gene asphd2). The record is from RefSeq and is a predicted model, not a curated record. The transcript has 4 exons. NCBI's taxonomy places the organism in Eukaryota, Metazoa, Chordata, Actinopteri, Pomacentridae. Bases 688 to 1797 code for a protein of 369 amino acids.
ACACUAUCGCACAUCCUUCCGCUGGCUUGACGCUUGGUGGCUUCUCUCUGCUGGAGCUUCAGUAUUUACAUCAAUAUUAUCUUAAGCCUACCCGCCGCUGCUGUCCAGCACAGACAGCCAGACAGGGAGUCCAGCCGUCGGUAGGACAGCUCUUUAUCUUUUUUUCCCUCUCUUGCAGGGCGGCUGUCCGUCACACUUAGGACUUCUUUUGUGCAUUUUGGAGCUCUUUCCUAUGAUGUUGCCGAGUGAUAUCCGUCUACCUUGUGCACUGCAGUGGUGCGCAGCUUCGCCUGGAGAAACACCUGUGCGCCUCUCCUCUCUACUGGCCACAGUCAUGAAUGUUGAGUAGGGAGCAGAUAACCCUACGGCGCGGUGUCUGUCUGCAUUUGUCUGCAAGAACAAGAGAGGGAGAAGCACAAAUACCGCACAACCAGACAUCAUGCAAGGAGAAAGCUUCCCUCGCUGCAGAGAGCUGAAAUGUUAGCACUGAAGAGCGAGUGUGUCAGAUCAAAUCAGCAGACUGUUUACAUCAGGGAGGGCGAUAAGAGCUGCUUGACACCAGAGACACUAACGCCCUGUGUGUGGUUUAAGGCCCCUUUCAAUCACAGUCGAGAAAAGACGCGUUAACUGACCCUUCAUCAGCACUUUAUAGUUCCGUCCGAUUCAGCAGUCCAGAGACGAGCCCAAAUGGAGUGGUCACUAGAGAGUGUGAGGGAGAUGGUGGCAGGAGGGAUGCAGUCUAUAAGGGAGUGUGAGAUCUGUGCUUUUGCCAUAGCCAUGUGUGUGCUGCUGCUGUUCAUGUGGUAUUGCUACAGGGUGGGCCGGGAGCACGGCUCCAGCCCCCUGCGUGGGCGGUACCUGGCCGGGCCUGGUCGGAUCGGAGGGGUGGUGGGGGGCUUCAUGAGUUCAGACUGUCGCGGCAGGGGCAAAGGGAAGCACGGGUCGCUGCUGGAGGAGCAGAACGGCUUCGCUUUCUGUCAGUCGUCCGAGUGCUUCCGCUGCACAAGUGCAGGGGAGAGUCUGAACCAGAGGCUCUAUCACAGCCUGCAGGAUUACGCCAAGCGCUACACCUGGUCAGGUAUGGGCAGGGUGCACAAAGGAGUCCGGGACCAAGGCCGGUACCUCAACAGCCGACCCACCAUCCAGCGGCCAGAGGUGUUCUUCCUCCCCGACCUACCGUCAGCCCCUUUCUUCUCCAGAGAAGUGCAGAGACAUGACGUGGAGCUGCUGGAGCAGAGCUUCCCCGCCCUCCUGGCAGAGUUUGAGAGCAUCUACCACCAGCCUCCGGCCCGCAGCGGCUCCUCGCUGCCACCAGGCUGGAAGGUCAACAGCACUCCUCGUGGGCAGUGGUGGACCUACUACCUGGUCAACCAAGGCACCCCUCUGGUUCUGAAUGUCAGGAGAUGCCCUCGGGCCUGGAGGGUGCUGGGCCAGCUGCGCACCUUCAUCGCUAACAACGUGUUUGGAAACGCCUGCUUCUCUGUGCUGACGCCUGGAGCUCUCAUCACCGAGCAUUACGGUCCAACAAAUGUCAGGCUGCGCUGCCACCUGGGUCUCAGAGUGCCCCCUUCCUGUGAGCUGGUCGUCGGUGGAGAGCCACAGUGCUGGUCUGAGGGCAGCUGUCUGCUUUUCGAUGACUCCUUCCUCCACAGGGCUUUCCACGAGGGCGGCGCAGAGGACGGCCCCAGGGUGGUCUUCAUGGUGGACCUGUGGCACCCCAACGUGGCCGCUGCUGAGAGACAAGCCUUGGACUACAUUUUUACUCCGGGCCGUUUGGAGGACAAGGAGGGAAAAUAGGUGUGAGUGAGAAACCAUGUCCAAGCAAGCAAGCGACAGAUGGCAUUUAGGGAAGUGUCUGUAGGAUUGGGGAGCAACUCUUUUUCUGCCUCCAGACCAGCUCUCACAUUCACUGUGUACAUAAUCUCCGGCUCAUCCAGUAUUACUCAUAACUCUUCUUAGCAGAUGACCAAACAUUGGGCCUCUUUUAUCAAUCGCGUUUUUGUCUGUACAGUUGUGUAAGAUGCAGCCAUACUUUAAAUCCCACACUUGCAUUUUCCCAGAACAUAGCAGUUGAUGCCGCCAUCUUAUUCAUGUGUAUUUAUACUACGGCUGGUGACAUUUCAGCUCAGAAGUUGCUGUUUUUUCAAUUGCUGAAUGUUUACUGGCGCAUACAUGAAUGAACACUAAGAAUGUUGCCCGGCGAUCAGUUGUCACCAAAUAUGUUAUUUCACAUUUCCAUUUUUCCAUCCUCUAACUUUGGGCCAAUUCUGAAAAUGAUUUCUAAGAUUCCAUGUGCUGCUCCCAUCGCAUUUAUUUAGGUUGUUAUUGAAGCUGAUACAGAGCAAAGUGCAUUACAGACACGUUAAGGGGCUCUUAGGGAGCCAAACAAUAAUGUAUCACUCUGUUGCUGUUAUGCUUCACAGAAUUUAAAGGUCUAAAGGCCAAACUAUUCUAUUAGCUAUAAAUGAAGGUAGUGUCUACAGAUACGGACCCGUACCCGUAGCCUGUGGCCUACGGAUACGGCACUUUCCAUUUGCCAGACAGAUACGGACCCGUACGCGAGUCUCACGAGUCAAGAAGCUGCUAACCACUGCAAACUGUUGAAAGGUAAGCAAAGGUUAAGGUUAGGGUUAGGUUUAGGGUCCGUACCUGUAGUACCGAUGCUACGGGUCCGUACCGCUAGCGUCUACCGGGAGUCACGUGACCAGAUCUCGCGUAUCUGAUUGGCAAAUGGAAAGUGCUGUAUCCGUAGGCCGGAGUCACUGAAUUGGGGCCAGUUUUACUCCACUGUAUUAUAGUGGGCCGGUAGAAAUAAUAUGAGGGUAACUUUGGUGGAAGGCAGCCCAAAGGUUCGAGAAGUAGAUUAGUAACUAGAAGUUUCCUGAUUGGCUGUAUCCGGGUCAUCCAGUCAGUAGAAAUUAGAAAUGAUUCUGGUAUUUUUUGUGCAUUUUUUUUUCCAUUGGCGAAAGAAACAUAAAAGUCAAAUGUUUAUUAUUAAAUACUCAUUGUGAAAAUCUUUUUUUUCAUGCUACUAUGCCUAUAUGGUGUUUUUUUAUAUGCAGUAAGACACAUCAUGAGCAAAAUAAGCAAUCAACACCAUCUCCACCUUAAAGCUGCAGUGUACCGAUGACAGUCUCCAAAACAAGGAUUCAAGCUUCUGAGUUUCAUACGUAACAAACCUAAAGCUUUCGGAUUUCUGUAUCUUUAUCCUUCUUCAAAAUCGUGUCCCAGUUCUAAGAUGUAUGACUGAAAUACUCCAAUAUUCCACUUGUUGUUGUGUUGUGUAGUGUAGUUUUACAGUGUUUGAGCUGGUGUGCUCGAGCUGCAGUGAGUGGAGACAGAAGCAGGGACUUUAUAGAUCCGCACAUUCUAGAAGAACUGACGUGUAAAGGUACAUCUAAGCCAUUUUAAGAUAAGAAGGGUUUAUUUUAAUAGGAAAAAAUCCAAAUAUGUGACUCUGGUACACAGAAGCGAGUUUUUAGGGAUUUAAUCAAUGACCGGAGAGGGACUUUGAGACGCACAAGUGGGUGGACUAAAUGCCUCCCUGUUCAGAGCUACGUGGCACUAAGUUAGCAUUCAUGAGCCCCGGCUUGUUCCCAGGACUUAAGAAAGGCACAUGACGACAUGUAACACCCGCAUACAUUUCUGCAAGGGCUAAGAAAUUUGGUAAUUUUUUAUAUUCCUCUGCAUAUCCAGUCACACUUAAAAUUUCGAUUCAAAUCAAGACACCCAUCAUCUGAGAGUUUGCACGAACACUUUCAUAUAUAGGAAACACUUUAGACUGUUUACAUUUCUAUGAAUGACUGGACACUCCCCUGCUUGCAGAAUGUUGACAUACCGUGAUUGUAAUGCUCAUUAUGAUUUAUACAAAGCCACGGCGUAAUUAUUGAUCAAGUGAAGGGAGUACUGCUUUGGUGACUGUAAGCCAAUUGUGCAAAAGUGAAUUUAACAAUUAGAGCAGAACAGAUAAAUAAGCAAUGUCGGAUCCUUCUUUAAAUUGAAUUUUGAGCUGUUUGACAUUCUUACUAAAUUGCCAGCUGUUCUAUAGAUAGUGUAAUAAUAGCUACAAUUGUCUUAUCAAUGUCAAGGUGAACAGGUUUAUCUGUGUGUAGUUUGGUAACUGAGGUCCAAUGUCGAUCAUGAUUUGAAUGUUUACAGACGCAGCUAAUGUCUCUGUCAUGAACCCUUCCAGUGUGGUAGUUAAUUGUACUCCCCCUUUGAGAAUCAGUCCUGCUUUCACAAGACAUGGUUAGAUAAGCACAUUUUUAGGUCAAACUGUGUGAGUCGGCCUGUGCUGUAACACUGGAGAUGAAGCGUUUUUGGUAAAUUUACUAAACUCUUGUAAUCUGGUUGCAUUUGAUAUCAGGUUUGUAUUUCUGUAAAUAUGGUUGAGGUAACAAAAACAAAGUGAAUGGUCUGAGAUGUUUCGAGAUGAUUGUCUUCAAUGCUUUGACUAUUGUGUUGUCUUGAUUUCUAGCUAAAGUGAUCGCAUUUCAUUCCCCCAUUUCGAACCCACAAAGUCAUUUUGAUAGAUUCAAUUUGUAUAUUCUGUAAAAUGUUUAUGAAGUACUAUCUCCUGUUGUUCUGUGAUGUUGUUUUUUUUAAAUCCCUGUGAUUUUGCAGCACCAUUAUUAAAGCCACAGUCCUUCAGCGGCACUUCAUGGAUAUGUGUGCACAGUCUAAAACGAGUCUUCUGCAGCUUUACUAGUCCACUGCAAUUCAAGAUCCCCAUCUGUUCAGUUCUAAUGUUUACAGAGAUAUGAUCGUUUAUGAGCUGUUUACAGAAUCGGAUGGCGCUGACACUCACAUUGAGCUGUCCAUAAUUAGGUUUCAAAUCAAGAGUGCUGUUAAUCCACCUUAGAGUACGAACACUGUCAUCAACAAAGCAUUUGCUUUCCAGUAUAUGAUGGGGCAACCAUUUUGUUUACAUUUGGAUUAAGGAUUUGUCCUUUAACACGGUCUUGUGUGGAUUUUGAACAGUAUUUCUGUACAUUUAAUAAAUGGUCGAGUAUCUUAUUUAA